Molecule: messenger RNA, 1008 nt
Organism: Nicotiana tabacum (common tobacco)
Lineage: Eukaryota; Viridiplantae; Streptophyta; Magnoliopsida; Solanales; Solanaceae
Source: RefSeq, a predicted model, not a curated record
CUUGCUGGGGGAACAGCAUCGAUGCAGCAACUCAAAGAACGUCUGGAAAAGGACUUGCUAGAGGAGUCUCCUCAAGCAGCGAGAGUCAAAGUACUGGCUAGUGGAAAUGCUACAGAAAGGAGAUUCAGUGUUUGGAUAGGGGGCAGCAUAUUGGCAUCUCUUGGUUCCUUUCAACAAAUGUGGUUUUCAAAGUCCGAGUACGAAGAGCAUGGGGCAUCUUACGUUCAAAGAAAAUGUCCUUAAGAUGAUUUCUUGCCGUUCUGUAUUUAUUUGACUAGCAUCAAGCAAAGAUGUUUUUCCAAGUGGACUUGCUCUGCUCAAGUCUUGUACCAUUAGGAAUCUGUAUCACUUUAUACCAUUGUUCUGUAAUGCACUGGUAGUACCAAGGUACAUCCAUAUCGGACUUGCACCGACGACUAACAUAGUAGGAAUCAGAGUGACUUGCUAUUUGUGGUAGGCUGUUAGCUGUACCACUACUGCAGCUGUUCAAUGGAAAUGCUAGAUUAAACACCUUGUGCUAAUUGCUAAGACCUUGUUUGACAACUAAGUGGACAAGGACCCCUUUGUAACAAUUGGAAGUUUACCGAGGGAACACUGGCGAUGGGUCAAUCACGCUGCAUUCCUAUGUCUAAAGGUUGAAAACUGGCAACCUCAAGUGAUGAAGCAAGAAGUUCUAGCAAAUCCAAUCGAGUGGUGAAAUGAUUGUAUGAUAUCUCAGACAAAAGUUGGUCUCAUUCGCUUUUCGAUGAUGCAAUGUGUAUUGUGAUCACUUGUUGGGUCGAACCUUCUCUAGAGGAAGAAACAGAAAACGUUAGGUGGUUUAGGCAUGAGAGAUCCCACAGCUAAUAUGAUCAUUAUCUUGCUUAAAGACAAUUAAAAAAUUGGUUAAAAAGAUUUUCGUAAAUUCUCAUUUUACUGUGUUGGGUGGGUCACAAUCCAAUUGAUGCUGGGCAAAGAUAUUGUAUGUAUAUUUAUUAGUUAUUAUUUGAAAGCGACUAUACAAUAUCA